Messenger RNA from Periconia digitata, 513 nucleotides. Lineage: Eukaryota; Fungi; Ascomycota; Dothideomycetes; Pleosporales; Periconiaceae. The record is from the annotation of a GenBank genome assembly.
CCGAACCCCCCUCUUGUCCUCUCACAUGAUUCCCAUGACGGUGCAGCAGCACCUUGCUGUCAUGCUUCCUCAUCAUCUCAUCUCUUUCGGGGUUGGCCGGCUGUAAUUACGAUGAAGCGGGGGAACACGGACAGUGUAUACGAAGACAUGCAAGCUGAAAUGACGACGAGACAGACAAAGAGGAGGGAGAAGGCGGACCAAAACCAACAAUGCCCUGUUGGUGCAGUAGGUGGAAGUGCAGACCGCCUCCGGUAUGCAGCCGACUAUGCGGCCCCACGCUCAACAGCGACGAUGUCAAACUGGCGGAGAAGGGGAUUCACCGCCCUUUAUCAAGACAGAGGCUGGCAGGCGCUUCACUGGAUUGGGUCGGCUGAUGGAUGGUUCUAUGUAAGCAGCGUAUCGGCCGGGGGGUUGCUGGAUCGGUCGCAACGUCACAGUGACAAGCGGUGCUUAGGCCAGCCCUAUGGCCACGGGCUUACGGCCGAUCUGAUCAGGGCAGUAAACGACGUGUGA